AUGGAAUCGUGUGGCUAUCCAUACACUUGGGAAAGGGGUCAGGGAACUCCAAACUGGACGGAGGGUCGGUUGGAUAGAAGUCUUGUUAAUCAAGGUUGGCUUACUAUGUUUAAUACGACUAAGCUUUAUAAUUUGGAGGUUUCUACCUCUGAUCAUUCUCCAAUCCUUAUGGAGCUUACCUCAUCUUUUGUGGAGCCAAGAGUUCGACGUUUCCUCUUUGAGAAUGCUUGGUUGCGGGAACCAGAAUAUACUGGAGAUUUUAAAAAGCGUAUUGCUAUUUGUAAAGAUGAAAUUCCGAAGUGGAAGUUGGGGAGUGAUGAAAACUCUACAGCAAACUAUAAAUUGGCUAAUAAACAAGUAUCUGAAGUAUACAUUCAGCAAGAAGUUUUUUUGCGUCAACGGUCCAAACAACUAUGGUUGCAAGAGGAGGAUAACAAUAGCAAAUUUUGUCAUGCUUCGGCUACUUCUCGACAACGAAAUAACUUGAUCUCUAAGCUCAAAGACAAUUCGGGGAGGUGGGUGGAUUGGAAUUCUGGUUUGCCCCAGCUCAUGAUUGAUUACUUCUCAAAUCUUUUUACCACUUCUAGCAAUGAUUGGAGGGAAGUAACUAGUUGUGUUCAGGCUCUUGUGGUUAGUAUAAAUUUUACAUUUCUCCCCGUAGAGAUAGUGCCUCCAUAUUUCAGCGCAAAAUCUACUACUGCCAACUUUAGAUCAUCAGAUAUAUACUUCCGUAACAUGGAAAUGUGGAAAACAUUAUGCGUUUCUGCUAAUGUUGCCAGUAGGGCCAAAUGUGAGCAUCUUUUGCCGUAUCUUUCAACUACUGCUUCUAAUACCAUUUUGUAA
Messenger RNA from Cannabis sativa, 843 nucleotides. RefSeq lists its product as uncharacterized. The coding region runs from base 1 to 843 and encodes 280 amino acids. The record is from RefSeq and is a predicted model, not a curated record. NCBI's taxonomy places the organism in Eukaryota, Viridiplantae, Streptophyta, Magnoliopsida, Rosales, Cannabaceae. The transcript is spliced from 4 exons.